Centrocercus urophasianus (Greater sage-grouse) is the source of this 2863-nucleotide messenger RNA. RefSeq names its product Kruppel like factor 11 (gene KLF11). The record is from RefSeq and is a predicted model, not a curated record. Gene Ontology annotation, molecular function: RNA polymerase II cis-regulatory region sequence-specific DNA binding; DNA-binding transcription factor activity, RNA polymerase II-specific. Lineage: Eukaryota; Metazoa; Chordata; Aves; Galliformes; Phasianidae. Gene Ontology annotation, biological process: regulation of transcription by RNA polymerase II.
UUCCCGCUCGCGUCGACGCGCCAUGCACGGCUCGGGUUCGCCCUGCCCGGAGAUGGGAGAUGCGGCCGCGGUUGACAUUGUGGAUAUCUAUGAGUCCAUCCGGGAGCGGCAGCGCCAUGACAGCGAGCGUUCCACCUGCAGCACCUUGGAGCAGAAUGACAUCGAAGCCGUUGAGGCACUUGUUUGUAUGAGCUCCUGGGGGCAAAGAUUGCAGAAAGGUGACAUAUUAAAGAUAAGGCCUCUCACGCCCUUCUCGGAUUCUGGAGAUUUCACAAUGCACGCUGAGGCUACUUCUGAAUUACCAAAGGAUUAUUUAUCUACGCUGUGCAUGACCCCCCCGCACAGCCCCGACCUUGUGGAGAUGUCUGCCGCCAUGCUGCUCCCCUCGCAGGUCACUUACUCCAAGCCCAGGACCGUCAUGGCAAGCACGGCUGCCUGCUUGGUCACAUCCACUACCGACUCGACUCCCGCGGCCAAGCCGUCCAUCCUGAGAGUGGAGAGGCAAUGUGAGCAGAGGGCGGCCCUCGCGGAGGCCUCUGCCCCUCAGCCUUGCAGGGCCAUGGCGACGAGCGUCAUACGGCACACAGGUGACAGCUCUGCUUACCACCAGGGUCCUGCUGCGCGAGAGAAAGCAAAGGCAGCUUCGGGCUGCGGCACUUCUGGAGACCGGAGUGGAGCAGAGGACCGAAGACAUUCCAGCCUGCCGCAGGACACGUGUGCUGCCGAUGCUUUAGUUAACAAAGCCUCUCCGGUACGCCAGCCGUGUGCUGGUGACUGCAGUGAUGUCAUGCCCAGCCAGGGACAGCUUCCAAUCAGACCUGUUUCUCCACAGACCCACUUACCAAAGAGUUGCGAGGACGACUUGCAAAAAAGAGCUACCCCAGUGCCACCCGUCCCCGUGUCAAGCCCCCAGGUUCUGUGUCAAAUGAUCCCUUUGAAUGGCCAAAGCGGUGUGAUUAAUGCCUACGUCAAGCCUUCAGCUCCAACCGUCUCGGCUCCGAUGAAACCCAUUUUACCGCAGACAGCUCCGCUCUCUCAGCCUGUGCUCGUGGGAUCUUCUGUGCCUCAGGGGGCCGUCAUGUUGGUGCUUCCACAGACUGCUGUCGCGCCGACGCCGCAGUGCCCGCAAACAGUAAUGACUGUUGGGAACACCAAGCUGCUGCCCCUUGCUCCUGCCCCCGUGUUCAUCGCUUCUGGUCAAAGCUGCACCCCCCAGAUGGACUUUUCGAGACGGAGGAAUUAUGUUUGCACCUUCCCCGGGUGCAAGAAAACCUAUUUCAAGAGCUCCCACCUCAAAGCCCACCUUCGUACCCACACUGGAGAAAAGCCCUUCAGCUGCAACUGGGAAGGCUGCGACAAGAAGUUUGCCCGCUCAGAUGAACUGUCACGCCACCGCAGAACUCACACGGGAGAGAAGAAGUUUGCCUGCCCCGUGUGUGAGCGCCGCUUCAUGCGCAGCGAUCACUUGACGAAGCACACCCGGCGCCACAUGGCCACCAAGAAGAUCCCCAGCUGGCAGACAGAGGUGGGCAAACUGAACAGAAUUGCCACGGCGGAGAAACCGAAAAGCAGCAGUGCUCUGAGUAUGCUCAUCCCCGUGCCACCGUCUGUCUGUCAGGGCUAGUGGGACAAGGCGCCUUCUCUGAAACUGUCUGUAACCCGUGAAGAGCUCUGCUGGCUGCAACAGAACUGACAGCGUGCCCCUCUUCACCCCUCGGCGUGUUUGUUUGUACAUACUUCAGUUCCCUUCAUUUUAGGUCCUCUGUUAAUAAUGCUAGGUGAGAAAUCUAUCCUGUUUCCUCAUCCUAUUUGUUUGUUCAAUAUUUGGGCAGAUGCAAUCACCAGCACUUCAGGAAAGCGGGACUCUUUUGAAAUGAUUUUGACAAUAGGUUUAAACGAGUCAUUGCUUGCUGUUAAUAUUUUGAUGGACAGUGAAACAGGGUGAUUUUUAAUUUUUUAUACUAGUGUUUUCUAUACCAAAUAUAUUUUGUAUUUAUUCCUUUGAAUCUUCGUAUGCAGGCUUACUUGACCUGCGUUAGUAGAGGUGUGCAGGAUGAAACCCAGGGCUUUGGAAACUACUUUCCUGUGAGCCUAAGCAAAUGCAUUCAGAGCAUUCUGUAAGUAUGUAACGUUUGAAAAUUUGGUGUUUGGGAUUUUCACGCUUCUGGAUUCUGAUCCUCCAACAGACUGGUGCUGUUAGAGCCUCCUUGUGCAGGUGACAUUGGAGGUUGGAGAGCCUGAGGUCUAAGCCUGUCACUGUUUAUAAACAAAACAAAAGCCAGCUAAAAACCAACCCAACAAAACCAUCCUAGAAUGACUUUCAGAAAAGAAGUGUUGAAAUCCUCAGCACCCCAUCAGUUCAUAUUCUUUGCAAGUGGCAGCUGUUGUGACUUUUAGUAAAGCUUGACACACUGGGUGUUCCUGGGUCCCCACUCUGCCUGAGCAGAGCACUGGGAGCCAGGCUGCUCUGCUGGAUGUAGAAGCACAAACACUGUUCAGAAGCUUUGACACUAGAAACGAUGCUUUACUUUCAGCCCUACUAAAUCAGCGUAUUAAAGUACUGAAAAAUCGCAAAAAUGGCAAGAUAACCUGUGAGUGAUUAGCUGGGUCUCUGCAUAUAUUUUUUUUUUAAUACAGCAAAAAUAUAAAAUUAAGUUUACGCAUUGUGGAUGCUUAUGCACCUUAUAGAAAAUUGUUCCAGACUUUUGAUGACCUGUAUCAAAGCACCAGGAGAAAUGCUAGUCAUGUCUUAACAAACAGCCACCUUUGUCAGCGCGAGGAUGCUCUUCACGUGGCCUUAUACUUCUCCACAGUACUUUGUAUCGCAUCACCCUUUUCUAUUAAACGAGAUACUCUCCCCGUU